AUGGCCACAGUAAGUGAUGUAUGCAAAAAAAUUGAACAAGAUGUUGAAUCCAUGUUAAAAAAAUAUGACAGAGAUGGAGACAAAAGCUUAACUCUUGAUGAAAUUACUGAUUACUUAUGUCAAAAUAAAGUAAAGAACCCAGAAAGAACCGCUUAUAUGAUCUUUAAACGUUUAGAUACCAAUAAUGGCAAAUGCUCAAAAAUUAAAUCAAAAGAAUUAGAAGAUGCUAUUAAACGUGAAGUAGCUGAUAUUUUAAAAUUUUAUGACCAAAAUGAGGAUAAAAGAAUCACAUUUGAUGAAAUGGUUGAAAGUUUGAUUAAAUCUGGAGGUUUUGAAAGAGAAGCUGCUAAAAACACUGCCACUUUUUAUUUUGAUGAAAUUGAUACUGAUAAAGAUAAGGUUUUAACCAUUGCUGAACUUAAAAAAUAUUGCGGUUCCUUAGCAAAUCCACAACAAUAA
Molecule: messenger RNA, 459 nt
Organism: Dictyostelium purpureum
Lineage: Eukaryota; Evosea; Eumycetozoa; Dictyosteliales; Dictyosteliaceae
Exons: 5
Coding region: 1-459 (152 amino acids)
Molecular function (GO): calcium ion binding
Source: RefSeq, a predicted model, not a curated record